AUGGUAGGCCUCAUCAAACUGUUCAAGAAGUACUCCGACGAUUGCCGUCAACUCGAGGUCCACGUCAACGACGCCACGAUCGAAAAGAUCUACCGGCGCCUCGUGCCGCUCGGCAAGAAAUUCUACCUCCACACAAGCGUCAGCGAUCGUGUGCUCGCAACGUGGUGCUCCAUCUUCUUCCGCAACAAUGGCAGCUUCCAAUACGUCUACACGCUGACGGACGACGAUAUCGAGCGCUCCAUCCGCAAAGGUGGCAGCGACAGAGCGCGUGCCGACGUCCUCUUGCUUGAGGUAUAUUCUAAUGAUGUCAUCCGCUUGCAUCAGAAGAACCAGAAGCUGGUGGAGAAUGUCCUCCAGGUGAAUUUGAGGUGGACACCUGUCCACGCGUGCUGGAAAGCCAGGGGUGGCCCGUCGCCGUUGCGAGAGUUCGGCGGGGAAGGGAAAAAGGAAGAGAAAAAGCAAGAAGAGAAAAAGCAAGAAGAGAGCAAGCAAGAAGAUAAGAAAGAAGAGGAAAAAGAAGCGGAGAAAGACGACAAGAAAGAAGAGGAGAAAGCAGAAGAAGACGAGAAAGAAGAAGAGACGAAGCCUGCGGAACCGGUGGCGCCAAAGCGUAACGAUGGUGAGGCGCGAUCUUCGACGACGUCGAAGCAAGGGUCAUCGGCGAAGGCCUGCUCGCGAUGCUCGCCCAAGGCCGCAGCGUCUCGUGCGCCGUCCCGGCUCACCAGAUCAAAUCUCGCAUCAAUGCCUGCGCUGAUUCCCGAUGACUCCAUCUCGGCGCUGAGUUCCUGGACAGCUUCGCAGGGCAGGAGUGGGCCAGAUGCAGCCAGGCUGUCGGCGCUCCUCCUCAAUGCGUUUCCCACGAGCCCGGCAUACUCAUCGUCAUCCAGGGGCUCGCAGCAACCGCCGAGGCCCUCCUCAUCAUCAAAGGGCGAUGUGUCCUCCAACACUACUCCAUCUGGCCCUGAGGAGGAUCGGCCGGAACUUGUCAUUGACAAGAAGGGGCGCUUUGUCGCUGUGCUUUGUGAUGAGUUGGAACACCAACAGGAGUUUCCGGAUGCGUGUAGGACUUGUGCGCCACGUCAAUGCGAUUGCAAAUGGUGCACGAAGGAUGGUUGUGGGCGCUGCGGCGAUGUGCUCAUUGUCGACGCAAGGGUGACGAUGCAUAUCCCGAAGAGAAAAUGA
Molecule: messenger RNA, 1182 nt
Organism: Dissoconium aciculare CBS 342.82
Lineage: Eukaryota; Fungi; Ascomycota; Dothideomycetes; Mycosphaerellales; Dissoconiaceae
Exons: 1
Coding region: 1-1182 (393 amino acids)
Source: RefSeq, a predicted model, not a curated record